This is a messenger RNA of Suncus etruscus (white-toothed pygmy shrew), 1577 nucleotides long. It is a transcript of the gene GSS, whose product is annotated as glutathione synthetase. The record is from RefSeq and is a predicted model, not a curated record. Gene Ontology annotation, biological process: glutathione biosynthetic process. Gene Ontology annotation, molecular function: glutathione synthase activity; ATP binding; glutathione binding. Lineage: Eukaryota; Metazoa; Chordata; Mammalia; Eulipotyphla; Soricidae. The coding region runs from base 73 to 1497 and encodes 474 amino acids. The transcript is spliced from 13 exons. Gene Ontology annotation, cellular component: cytosol.
CCUGGACCUCGGCUAACGGCGCCAGGGCCUGAGACCCGAGCGCGGCGGAACGACGAACGAUUGCAGGUCGAGAUGGCUACCGACUGGGGGAGCCUCUUACAGAAUGAGAAGCAGCUGGAGGAGCUGGUAAGGCAAGCUGUGGAUCGGGCCCUGGCAGAGGGAGUGUUGCUGAGGACCUCACAGGAGCCUAGCUCCUCAGAUGUGGUCAGCUAUGCUCCAUUCACACUCUUUCCCUCGCUGGUGCCCAGUGCUCUGCUGGAGCAGGCCUAUGCUGUGCAGAUGGACUUCAACCUGCUUGUGGAUGCUGUCAGCCAGAACACCUCCUUUCUGGAGGAAACUCUUGCCAGCACCAUCAAAAAAGACCAAUUUACAGCACAUCUCUUUGAUAUCCACAAGCAAGUACUGAAAGAGGGCAUUGCCCAGACUGUGUUCCUGGGUCUGAAUCGCUCAGACUACAUGUUUCAGCACAACGCAGAUGGCUCCCCAACCUUGAAACAGAUUGAAAUCAACACGAUCUCUGCCAGCUUUGGGGGCCUGACCUCACGAACCCCAGCUGUGCACCGGCAUGUGCUUAGUGUCCUGAACAAGAACAAAGAAGCCACCCGGAUCCUCUCCAAUAAUCCCAGCAAGGGACUGGCCUUAGGGAUUGCCAAAGCCUGGGAGCUCUACGGCUCUGCCAAUGCUCUGGUGCUCCUGAUUGCUCAAGAAAAGGAAAGAAACAUCUUUGACCAGCGUGCCAUAGAGAAUGAUCUCCUGGCCAGGAAUAUCCAUGUGAUUCGGCGAAGGUUUGAAGAUGUCUCUGAAAAGGGCUAUCUGGACUCAAAAUGCAGACUCUUUAUGGAUGGCCAGGAGAUUUCUGUGGUUUACUUCCGGGACGGCUACAUGCCAAGUCAGUAUAGUGAACAGAAUUGGAAGGCGCGCCUGCUGCUUGAGAGGUCAUGUGCUGUCAAGUGCCCGGACAUUGCUACCCAGCUGGCGGGUACUAAGAAGGUGCAGCAGGAGCUAAGCCGGGAGGGUGUGCUAGAGAGGCUGCUCCCAGGUCAGCCUGAGGCUGUGGCCCGCCUUCGUGCCACUUUUGCUGGCCUUUACUCCUUGGACAUGGGAGAAGAAGGGGACCGGGCCAUUGCUAAGGCUCUCACUGCCCCAGGACGGUUCGUGCUCAAACCCCAAAGAGAGGGUGGAGGUAACAACCUGUAUGGGGAGGAGAUGGUACAGGUGCUGGAACAGCUGAAGGACAGUGAGGAGAGAGCCUCCUACAUCCUCAUGGAGAAGAUUGAACCUAAGCCAUUUAGCAAUUACUUGUUACGACCUGGAAGUCCUGCCCAAGUGGUCCAGUGCAUCUCAGAGCUGGGCAUCUUUGGGGUGUAUGUCAGAGAUGGACAGAGAUAUGUGAUGAACAAACAUGUAGGUCAUCUGCUUCGGACCAAAGCCAUCGAACAUGCAGACGGUGGUGUGGCUGCAGGAGUGGCUGUCCUGGACAACCCAUACCCUGUGUGAGGACAUAAACUGUCAGCUGGAACAUCACUGAGCCUUCGUCCCCACACACCUCCUUCCUCUCCAGCCCUCUUCCCCAGUCC